AUGAAGCAAAUUCUGUCAAUCCUCUUUACAGUAUGUACAUUUUCUGAAGUGCUAUCUGCUGUAAACCUUCAAGAAGAGGAAGUUGGUAAUGGUAGAUAUUCUAUCGAAGGUAAAGUCUUUCCACCUGAAGAACAAGAUUUGUUACCAUGGCAAGUUGACACCCGCGUGCAUGUAAAUGGUGGUGAAUACAUAGGUUUCAUCAGAGACGAUGGUUCAUUCGUCAUACACAACGUCCCUUCGGGUUCGUAUGUCGUUGAAAUCUUGCAUCCUGACUACAUGUACGAGCCAGUCAGAGUCGAGAUCAACUCCAAGGGGAAAUUCAGAGCAAGAAAAGUGAACUACAUUCAAACAUCCCAAGUUAUCCAAGUGCCAUACCCAUUAAGACUGAAGGCAUUAACUAAGUACAGGUAUUUCCAGGUUAGAGAACAGUGGCGAUUGACUGACUUCCUGUUUAACCCAAUGGUUAUCAUGAUGGUGUUGCCACUACUGUUCAUUAUGAUCUUACCUAAAAUGAUGAAUGACCCUGAGACCAAGGAGGAUUUGAAACAAAUUAGCAACUUGGCGAAGAUGUCGGACAUGCCUGAAAUGUCUGAGAUGUUCACUUCAUUGUUCAGUGGUGGUGCUACAGCCAAGGCUUCAGCUGCAAAAGCCAAACAAGUGAAAAAGAGGCAGUAG
Molecule: messenger RNA, 675 nt
Organism: Spodoptera littoralis (African cotton leafworm)
Lineage: Eukaryota; Metazoa; Arthropoda; Insecta; Lepidoptera; Noctuidae
Source: the annotation of a GenBank genome assembly